CGGAAGUAGUUAGUCGGUAAUUUGUGUAUACUGUUUGAUGUACUUUGUGAUACAGUAUAUAAAAAAUCCGUAAUAAAACUAUUAAAAAAAAAAAUAAAUUAUAAAAUUGAAUAAUAUUUUAAUGGAAUAAACACAUAUUUAUAAAGAUUAAUAUUCAAAAUAUCAAUAGAUGUGUAUUUCUUCGAAUAUUGAACAUGUGUAAAAUAUUACGUAGCAAUUUUCUUACUUUCGCGAUAUGUCUUGAAUUGACAAACACAACAUAAAUAAUGUUUGAAGAUGAUAAAUUUUUUUCUUUUUGUUAAUAACCAUUAACCAUUUCGAAAAAUUUAUUUCUAUAUUGUUAUUUGACUAUCAAUUUAUCUUUUUAGUUAACUAUUUUGUAUCUUGAUUUUUCUUGAAAUUAAGUCAAAAACAUGUCAGCAAAUUUAUAUUAAAAUUUUAUGUUAAAUAUAUAAAUAUAUUGUAAAAAUCUAAUGAAAAUCAAUAUUCAAUCAUAUUGAGUUUAUGCGAAACAAAAUUCGAAAAUGCCAAGUAAGGAAAUGAAAUAUGAAAAAUAUAAAAUAUUGUGAAAUUAUAUUGGAUUGAAUGGAUUGAAAUAUGCAGUGUCAAUUUGUUUCAUGGGGGAUGCCCAGCCUACAUUCGCUCGUCAUACGACGAGCUCCACUAAUGGAUAUGGGUACUGCUACUAGUUCUGUGACAUCUGUUAAUUCUUCUAAUAAAGUUGCUACAAACCAGAAAAAAGUUGAUAAAUCUAAUAAACUUACUGGAGUCAGAUUACCUUUAUUGCGUAAAGAAGCCAGUGUUGUAAAUCUUUCUUUAACAGAAAGGACUGCAAUAGGAAAAGGAGUAGAUGCUCCUUUACUUAGACCUGAAAGUAGUGCAAGUUUAGAAGCUCGUGGUAAUAGCUGGUUGAGUCUAGGUCCUGGAGUAUUACGAAAAUGUGAAACUGCUGUGGGUUUAAGCACUUCUGCUUUAGAAGGAAGACCCAUCAAUCGCAGUCGAGUUUGUUCUCGAUGUUCCAGUUUAUUAUCAUUGGCAUCUAGUUCACGCUAUAGUUUAGCUGCAGGCAAUUUUGUUCCUGCAAGUUCUCAACAAGCGCUUGGACGUAUUUUUUGUAAAUUAUGUCUUGUUGAUACUUCUCUUUCUAAAACAUUUAAGAUAGAAGGCUGUGGUUGUUCUUAUUGUAAAGAUUGUAUGAAAGCAUAUAUUGAAUUUGAAAUUGAAGAAGGUGCAUAUGAAAUUAGUUGUCCUGAUGCACAAUGUGAACAUGGAGCAAUACUUUCCAUGAAAGAAAUAUCAAGUCUUGUUAGUUCUGAACUUGUGGAAAAACAUUAUAAAUUCAGAUUAAAUAGAGAUGUGUCUAUGGAUAAAGCACGUGCUUGGUGUCCACGUGCAGGUUGUGAAACAAUAUGUUCUAUAAAUUCUACUGGAUCAAAUGGAACUCCUAUUGGACCAGUUCAUUGUCCUAAUUGUUCUAUAGAUUUUUGUUCUAUAUGUCGAGAAUCUUGGCAUACUGGUCCUUGUUCAGAUAUUUCUUUAGGUAUACCAUUUGAUGGUGAUCAUAUCAAAUGUUGUCCUAUGUGUUCUGUACCUAUUGAAAAAGAUGAAGGAUGUGCUCAAAUGAUGUGUAAAAGAUGUAAACAUGUUUUUUGUUGGUAUUGCUUAGCUUCUUUAGAUGAUGACUUUUUAUUGCGACAUUACGACAAAGGGCCUUGUAAAAAUAAAUUGGGUCACUCACGCGCAUCAGUUAUUUGGCACAGAACACAAGUUAUUGGAAUUUUUGCUGGAUUUGGGUUACUCUUACUUGUUGCAUCGCCACUACUUUUAUUGGCUGCACCAUGUAUUGUAUGUUGUAAAUGUCGUGUAUGUGGAUCAUCUAGACUUGAACAAGAGGAAGGUGACACUGCAACAUAAAGAAAUAUGAAAAGUUUUUUAAUAUUUCUGUAAUUUCUUUCCAAUAUAAUGGAUAAUUAAAUUAGAAUAUUUAACUUGUGCAUGUAAUUGGCGAUUUAUAUAGAUAUACAUUGGAAUUUGGAACAUCAUAAGUUGUAUGACAAAAAAUAUAAUGUAAAAAUUAUAAUCAAUCUAUAUAUCAAAACAUUUAAUUUUAUAAAUGAAUAGAAAUUUAAUAUUUUUAUUUUGCUUUGAAUCAUUUUUAUAUAUUUUACUUAUCAUCAAUAAUUAUUUUUACAAAAAUUAUUUUGACACAUUAUAUUAUUUGUAAACUUAUGAAUUUAAAAGUAUCCAUAUAUUUAUAUAUAUUUAUAUUAUGAUUGUUUUUAUAUAAGAAAUUUACAUUUAUUUAAAAUUACUUAAUAUUUUAGAUUAUGAAGAAUAAUAUUUUUAUUGUUAUCAGAUUGCUGUAAUAUUUUUCAUUUUAAUGUGUCUAUUACAUCAAAUUAUGAAUAUUCAUAUUUUUUGUGUAUGACAUUCCAGAAAAUUAUAUUUACAUUGCAUUAGAUUAACUGCCAUAUUCAAAAUUGCUUUAAGUUUUUUUUUUGUAAAAAAAAUAUGUACCAAAUAAUACUUUUUGUUUUUUUUAUAUGUACGUAAUUUGCAUAUUUAUAUAAUAAUAUUAAUAAUACUCAAUAUUCUUUUCAUGUAUAUUUAAUAUAUUUUUAUUGAAAUAUAAAGAAGAAUAUAAAUAAAAUAAAUAAAUAAAUACAUAUAUGUAAAUUAAUAAUAAGCAAUGUAUAUCUAUAUUUGGUUUCAAAAUUAAGAUAGAAUUUUUUCAAAAUCUAAAUUAUUAUAUUAUAGAUUAUUUUGUUUUGAUUACUUUGUUUACAUAGUUAAAUUAAUUUUGUGUAUAUUUUUUGUAUUAUUUGAUGUGUGAAUAAUUAGCUCUAAUUUGAAAAAUUUCAUAUUUACGAAAACUUGUAAAUUUUGUUAAUACACAUUUGAUACAUAUUAAUAAUUUAUUAUUAAUAAUAUAUUUAUAAAUAUAGUUUUUUGAUUUGAAAGAAAAUUAUUCCAUAUGUAUUUAUCUUAAACAUAAUUUGUUGAUUUGAAUUGAUAAUAGAACAUAGAUUAAAAAUAUGUGCAUAAUAUGUUAUUUAAUAUGUAUUGCAUAAAUAACUAAAAUUAGAUACUUAUGAAACAUAUAAAAAAAAUAUUCUUCAAUUUCUGAUAAUAAUUAUAUAUAAUAGUAUUAAAUCUGUCAAAGUAUUCUUUUUUGUUCAAAAAAAUUUAUUAUACAAUGUUAUUAUGAAUUUAUAUUGUAAUUAAUAUAUACAAUAUAAGAAUAUAAUUAUUUCAUUUUAUAUGUGCAUAAAUAAAUAAAUGAGAGAGUAUAUAAUAUAUAGAUAUGCACAUUAUGUAUAAAUAUACACAAAUAUAAUACUUUUAAUCAUGACAUGAUUAUUUUAAUCAUAAUCAUGUGAUUAGUAAAUAAUAAUAAGUUAAUAAAUAAAAAAUAAAAUAAAUUAUAUAAAACACAGUUUUUAAAUAGAUAUAUUGUUUUCAAUUUAUCUUAUAUUAUUGAUCAUAAUUGUGCAUGUAAAUUAUACUAUUUAAGCAUGUACAAUUUUAAUUGUACUGUGCUAUUGAUUAUAACUUGUAAAUAUACACAUAACAUAUAUAUAUUUAUUAAACAUAUAUGUAAUGCGUAUAUAAAAAUAUCUGUAUCUGUGUUGGUGCAAUUUUGCACAAAAAUCAUUUUAAAUAUCAAAUAUAAAUAUAAAUUAAUAAAUAAUAAUAAUAAUAAUAAAUUAAUAGUUAAAUAGAUGAUUAAGAUAACAAGUCAUUUGCAAUUAAUUAGUUUUACAUCAUUAAUUGUAGAAUGUUGUUUAAACAAUUACCUAAUGUUUAAAAAGUGAUUUUGUUCUUAUGAUCUUGUAUGUUAUAAUUACAUUUGUAUUUAAUCUAUGUUAUUUUUUAAUAAUAGAUUAGGUUUUAAAAAUGCAAGCAGAUAUACAUACAUACAUAUUUUCUAUUAUAAUCUUUAAUGAUUUAAAAAAUAUGGUUUAAACUUGUAUAAAAUUGUAGUAUAUAUAAAUUGUGUAAAUAUUUUACAAGGAAUGAAAUAUGUUUUAUUUUGUAUUGUUUAUUAUUAUAAUACAUUUUAUUAUUCUAUAUAUAAUAAAAUUUAAAAAUUUAUUUGUUCUUUAUAAAAUCAUUUUAGUAAUUGUUUUUAUUACAUGUAUUCUAAUAAUAAUGAUUGUUUAAAAUUACAACAUUUAAUACAUUUAUAAUAAGUGUUUAUAAAAAAAAUUUUAUAUUGUACAAUAUAAUUUAUAGUUAUUAUAUAGAUAUCUUUUUAAAAUAUUUUUUCAAAAUAAUUUAAAUAUGUAUAAUUUUAACAAUUUUUGUAUAAUUAACUUAAAUUUCAUCAACUGAAUGUGCUGUGAAGUAUAUUAAUAACAUAAUAAAAAUGAUUUUUUUAUUUUUAAAUUAAAUUAUGUUUAAAUUAUAGAGUUAAUACUCAUAUUAUUUUAUUAUUAUUAUAAAACAAUUUUUGAUAAAAUUUUAGGCAAUUAAAAAAACAGGAAUAAUUUUAAAAAUAAUACCAAUAUUUAUUAUAUAAUAACCCAUUUAUUAUUUUCUAAUACAAUAUUUUUUUUUAAGAAAAUUUGAAACUUGAUUGAGUUAGAAUUUUUUGGAAUGAAAAAUUUGCAUUUUAAGAUACAAUAAAUUAUGAAUAGAAUUUUUUGUAACAGCAAGUUUCCACUCAAAGGAGUUUCAUAGGGCUGUAUACAUUAUAAAGUCUAUCGUUAUUUAAUGUAUCUUAUUUGCUAAUAUUUGAUGGACCAUGAAUAAGUUAGGAGAUAGUACAUAAUUUAUGUAUUAUAUGAUGAUAAUUCUGUAGUCCUACUAAGAAGCUGUGAUAGAUCUUAGAUAUAUAUUCAUAUAUGUACGCUAAUUUAAAAAAAACUAAUAACAGUCAGUAAUUUAAGUCUAUAUGCUAAAACAUAUUAGUAUUAUUAUAAAAUUAGUUAGUGUCAAAAAUAUGAUAAUAAAAAUUAAUAAAAAUGAGUAAACAUAACAUGGUUGAUAUAUAAAUGGAUUAUUUAAUAAGACCCUUAGCUUUAAAUAAAUCUCUCAUUAAGCCUUUUAAGUACCCAAUUUCUCGUUGUAAAUCUGUUACUUGAUUUUUUAGUUUUUCAUUAUGUUCAGUAAGUUCACGUUCUUCACCUAAUAUUUCUUUUAUUUCUUGUUUUUUCUUCUGUCUAUAUCGUGUGGCUGCAUUCUUAUUUUGUUCUUUUUUUCGAACUUUUUUAUCUUCAAUUGAAGGACGAGAAUAAGGUUUUUGACGAUUUUUUGUUGAAGUACAAGUAGAUUGUUUCAUAUUUUUUUUUUCGGAUUCGAAAAUCCAAUCUGGAUCAU
Apis cerana (Asiatic honeybee) is the source of this 5322-nucleotide messenger RNA. Its product is annotated as putative E3 ubiquitin-protein ligase RNF144A. The record is from RefSeq and is a predicted model, not a curated record. Lineage: Eukaryota; Metazoa; Arthropoda; Insecta; Hymenoptera; Apidae. Gene Ontology annotation, molecular function: ubiquitin-protein transferase activity; zinc ion binding. Gene Ontology annotation, biological process: protein ubiquitination.